Cimex lectularius (bed bug) is the source of this 1690-nucleotide messenger RNA. RefSeq lists its product as uncharacterized. Gene Ontology annotation, biological process: septate junction assembly. The transcript has 7 exons. The record is from RefSeq and is a predicted model, not a curated record. NCBI's taxonomy places the organism in Eukaryota, Metazoa, Arthropoda, Insecta, Hemiptera, Cimicidae. Bases 960 to 1436 code for a protein of 158 amino acids.
GACCGCUUGAACUCAGCCGAGGUAUAAUUAGAAACGGUGGCCAGUUUGAGCCUAGUUGCUGAAUUAAUUGCCGUAUAUUAAAUAAUCGAAGGCUCAAUCUAACUGAAUUCGAGUCGAUUUCUGAAGAUUCCUUUGAAGCAAAGAGGCCACCAGUGUUAAUUGUACUAUGCCAACUAGAACUUCCUUAAUAAACCUAUCUAUGUGACCUUAUUUAAGAAGCAGGACUAAUCCAUUUAAAGAAAUGACAGGCUUAAUUGACAAUAAAGAUACAAUUCUUAGACUUGAAGAGCAAUGAGAUUGUUAAGAGAGGAAAAAAAGGCAAUAUCCUCUUGAACAUGUCCAAGGUUGCAUAAUAACUUUGAGAGAAUAGUUGUUUAGACAAUAACAAGAGCAAUUGAACAUAGAACAACACAAUGGCGUUGUUGAUAAAAGUUUGAAAUGGAAUAUGGAUGUUAUAAUUUUCAGAAGAGUGCUUUUGAGAAAAAAUGGUUUCAAAAAUUGGAAAGAAAUUCGAAACUUAAAUUUGGAAGUUUGGUGUCAAACCCAAGGAAAUAGCGAAUACUCAUAAUUGGGAGUAAUAUUGACACUAAAUUGAAAUUUGCUUGGAAUUAUGUCUGGGACAAUGCAAUAGACGACUCAAAUAGUCCACUGCAAAAAAAAGCUACGGGUGUUCUUUCCGUGUGACUGCGGAACAAUUGGAGGCGACCUUCGUCGUGUACAAACCACGGCUUCCUUGUGGGUGUAGGGAACGAGCUGAAUUGACCGCACUAAUUCCGGUGUGUCAAUUGGCCGAGAAAUUGUCUUUAAUUGAGGAGAGAGCUCGAGAGGACGGGAGAAGGCGUCCGAAGAGUGGGACCGAAUGGCUAUGCUUUGUCGCACCCCUCCGCCAAGCCCCGAUACCCGACAGUCGGCCGCCAGCCUCGCACUUGUACGCAAACGGAUUCUCGUACGGACUAACGAUGAGCACGGACAACAUAAAACAGCUACCUGACCAGGCGGAACAACUGAUCCUCCGGGACUCCCUCAAAUCGGCGUCUCCCGUCUUGAUAAAGAUCUUCGAGGUGGUGCUUUCGGCGCUAUGCCUUUCUCUCAUUUUCGUGCCGUUCGACAACAAAUUGCAGAUCAGCAUGCACAGGACUGCAGUGGUCGGCAUCGGCCUAUCACUGCCCCUGAUCACGAACGUCGUCCUCCUCUAUGGACACUUCCGGAGGGAGCCGUCGCCCAAAUCCACGAUUUACGCUUUCUCCUUUAUCUGCGGUAUCCUGCUGAUCGCCGCAGGUUCCGUCCUCAUGGCGGACUGGUGGACGUUCAUGCGGAGUCUUCACUUCCGCCCUCCCAAGAUGUUCAUGGACCUGAUGAUGUCCGCGUCGGUCUUCUCCUUUAUCCUGGGCCUCCUCUGCUUCCUCGAUGUCUAUCUCACAUACCUUUACUACUGAUGAGACUACGACCCGACCACUCCAUCGCGACUAGUUCAUUUUAAACUAACAGUACAAAUAUACCAAAGUGUUCUAUAUUGAUUAUUUUCUUUGAUUGUAUUAAUUAAAAAAUGAGGAUAUAUAUUUGACUGUACAACUGUUGGAAAAAGAGAAUUUAAAUUAUUGACAGUUAUAUUGUCUUUACACAACGAUUUUAUUAUUACCAUUAGUUAAAGCUUAUAUAUUAAAUAUGUACAAAAGCUUAUAUUUUUGUC